AAAGUGAUAUUCUUGCGCAAAAACGGCGUUUCGGUGUAGACCAGCAUGAAGCCGUGCUGCGACAAGAGUAAGACGAUGGCGGACAGUGCAGUGAAUGUGCAGAAAGCGGAUGAUAAAUAUUGUACGCAUCAGCAGCAGCAUCAGCGAACAAGUGCAGCGGUGCCCACUAGCAGUGGUGACGGGGGAUCAAGCAAUAAUAAUAACACGAACAACAAUAGCAGCAACAGGAGCGGCAGCGACUGCCUGGCGCAUUCUGCAAAAGCACAUCCGACCGUUUCGUCCACAGCGGUGGGCAGUGUGAAAUCGGGCGCGGAUUCUACCACCAACGCUACGGUGAAUUUUACCACCACAACAGCAUCAGUAGCACCGUCAUCAACAAGCGCAGUGGCAGUUGUUGCUGUUGCUGCUGCUACCGCUACCGCUACGGCGGGAACGGGGAAGAUGGUUGUUGAAAAUGAGCAGGCUCCCAAAAAUCACGUAGACCAAACGACAGUGAAAAUGAGUGCUAAAAAUAAUGAAAAAAGUUCAACGCCGGUUAAGGACACCCAGCAGGGCAGUGUACGGAGUUCCGAUAAUGGUUUAACUAAAAGUCACAAAAAGAAAAAGAGUAAAGAUAGAGAUCGUGAACGAGAUCGAGAUCGAGAUCGUGACAAGGAAUCAGACAGAGAUCGAGACCGUACUAGAGAUCGCGACAAGGAACGGGAUCGUGAUAAAGAUCGCAAACGACGCCGUUCGGAGGAUGACACUUCCAGCAUGGGAAAUGUUAAGCGUGGCAUCAAGGAUGAUAGCUGUACCAGCAAUACCAUAACAAGCUCGCGCUCGGAAUCAGCUGUGAGCACCACCGAUCCUUCGUCGGAGCCAACAGUUUCUUCCUCUACUUUUGCCGGGACCGCGUUGAUUCAGAACAAAGAAAACCACCAUCAACAGCAGCUGGCUGGUUUUGCUGCCGCACAUCAAACGAUCAAGCGAGAACUGUCGAUCGAGACGACUUCCGGGAUCGCUGUGCCGAAUGCGGCAUCCGCAACUGCUGCACUGCUGCUGGAGCACAAUGCUGCGGCCAUCGUGUCACCUGUUGCGGCAGCAGCCGCCGCUGCAGCCGCUUCCAUUUCAGGCACUCCGAUAUCGCCCGUCAAUUUGCUGCUCAACUUGGAGCGCAGCAAAAACGAACUUGCGAGCGUGAAAAAGCAGGACGUUUUCAUUAAAAAAGUGUACCUGCCCGCGAAGAACAAGCUAACGAAGCCGGAAAAAACACGCGACGAUGUUACGAGAGCGUUAAACUUUGGCAGCGAAGGUGCGGCAGAUGCGGUGGACAACGUACCGGUGGCAAGCGGCGUGACGGUACCGACAGAAGCGACCACAUCGAUACCGACGGUCAAUGGCAACGGUGGUAGCAUCGGUUCGCCUGGCCAUGCCGUUAGUAAUAACACGAGUAGCCUCAUAUGCGUUGCAAACAGCAUUGCAACCAACCUCAGCAACAACAGUACAACUGCAUCCAGCAACUUAAUAGCAACUAGCAAUAAGUCAAAUUCAAACAUAUUAAUCAAGCUUGAGUCACCGAAAAACGUGGAAGAAAAGGUAGAGAUUAAGAAAGAACCGAUGAAUCAUCACAUCCACCAGACGGAAACUGUUUCUCCAUUGACGGAUAGCACACCAGUCAAUGGAGGAACGGUGAAGGACCAGAAAGACAAACUUGUAAACGGUAUAGCUGACAGUGUGAUUCAGAAGGAAAGUUCUGUCCUUAUAAAGAAAGAGGAACCACCCCCAGCCGGUGUAAAUCCAACGUCGGAAACACCCGUAAAAAGCGUCCAUUCAAUAUCGGACAGCACUAAGCCAGACGGCCCGGGCAGUGUGCAUAAGCUUGGCAACAGUUCUUCUUCGGCGCACAAAAGUGCCAGCGGUGGCCGGGAAUGCUCACGUUGCUACAAACGAUCGAAAAUCAAGCGCGCCAACAUAGGCAUCCAGUGUCGACGAGGCGCAACGUCCGGGACAGCAGCACAAUCGCUAGACGGAGGCUUUGGCAACGAAUCGACGGCAAGGAUCGGGUCAAUUAAUCGCAAUGCAAAUAGUCACCUUCGUUCGAAGCAUCUUGACGGUUUGAAGUAUGGUCGGUUCAUGCGUAUCGAGGUGCAUCCCAACGGUGGCGCCUCGGUGGUGCACAUGUACCAGGAUGAAAUAAGCGUUCUUUCCGAGACGGAGAUGGAAGAAUUGGUGCAAGAAUUUUUCCAGGUCGUGUUUGCCGAAGAUGACGACGGCUACGCCGAUCAUGUGAUGGGCAUUGUGCAUGAUGCGGCCGCCUAUUUGCCCGAUCUGCUGGAACAUAUGGCAGAUAAUUACGCUAACCUUACGGUUAAGUCGGGUGUGCUGGGGCGCAAUUCUGACAUUGAAACAUGCACAAUGAGUCAGUACAACGAACAGGUGGUUAAAAAUUACUCCCAUGGUACCGUUCGUUAUGGACCAUUGCAUCAAAUCAGUUUGGUAGGGAAGGUACACGAGGAAGUCGGUGGAUAUUUUCCCGAUCUUCUUAAACGUCUGGAAGAUAAUCCAUUCCUGAGCAAGGCAAUGCCAUGGGGAGAUUUAUCUAUUGUGCAGAUGGAUCCACGUUUGUCGAACGAUGGACCAAUCUUAUGGAUACGGCCAGGCGAGCAGCUUGUCCCUACGGCUGAAAUUAAUAAAACUCCGUUAAAGAGACAGAGGACACGUAUAAACGAGCUGCGCAACCUGCAAUACCUGCCGCGGCUUUCGGAAGCUCGUGAAACAAUGAUCGAAGAUCGCACCAAAGCCCAUGCUGAUCAUGUCGGGCAUGGUCACGAUCGUAUGACAACUGCUGCUGUUGGUGUAUUGAAAGCGGUCCGAUGUGGCAUACCAGACGACUUAAAUCGCAUAACAAAGGAUGUUGUUGCUUUCGAUGCGCACUGUUUCCCUCAUCUCGUGGAAAAGCUGCAACUCGAUCUGCACGAACCACCAAUAUCACAGUGCGUCCAGUGGGUCGAAGAUGCCAAACUGAAUCAGCUGCGCCGGGAAGGUAUCCGCUAUUCUCGGAUUUCGCUGUACGAUAACGAUAUCUACUUUUUACCCCGCAACAUUAUACAUCAGUUCCGCACGGUAACGGCGGUAACGAGUAUCGCGUGGCAUUUGCGUCUGAAACAGUACUACCCGGACCAGGACGUGGUGCAAGAGAUUGCCAACGGAUAUGAGGUGGAUCCGCCACACUACAAAGAGAAGCAAACUAUUCUACCUCAUCCUGUGUCGGUGGAUGAGAAAAAGCAUACCCCCGUGAAGCGUACGCACGAUGGGAAACCAAAGAAGGUGGAACUUAAAAAGGAACCCCAGCCCACAAUCCCUCAUCCAUUGCCGGCCGGUGCAACGGUACAAAGCAGUACGGAAAAGCCAUCCAAAGCGGAAGACGCGGCUGAUAGUUGUGCGUUGAAGGAGGCGAAGAUCGACAUGAGGAAGCUGAUACGCGACGAUAAGGUUGCGUCAAGUGAUUCGCUUCGAACACCAAGCAAAUCGGGAAGUAGUUCGUUAACUUCCGGCAAGGGUUCUGAGAAGAAAAUGAGCAACAGUAAGAGCAGUGCUAACAACAGUCGUACGAGUUCUCCAUUGCCCUCGCACAAGAACAAAAUUGAUGAUGGCAAAGGCGGCAAACAUUCUUCGAGCAGCGAUCGCAAUCGAGACAGAGACCGUGAACGUGAUCGCGAUCGUGAUCGGGACAAGCGAGACCGCGAGAAGAAGGAACAGCGAAGCAGAGACAAGGAACGCGAUCGUGAUCGUGAUCGUGAUAGAACCCGUGAUCGGGAUCGCGACAGAGAGCAAGAUCGGGAGAAGGAUCGCAGACAUCACAAACACCAUUGCAGUUCGUCCUCAUCGUCCAGCCGCAAGUCAUCGACAUCGUCAUCUUCGCACAAGUCUCGCCACGGAAAGCCAGGAACGGGCGAUGGUAACAAUCAUGGCAGUAAAUCUUCGUCUCAUUCGACACCAUCAUCGCACAGCAGUAGUGCAAGUAGUAGUCGGCGUGAGUCCACCUCCAGCACAACUCGUGAGAAGGAGCAAUUGGUAGGUCCACUAUCAAUGGUGCCACCAUUAUCGACGGAAGUAGAGAUCGAGGCGACUGUAAACUCUCUGAGUGUAACGAGCGAUUUAUGUCCUGUUGAUGCGCUUCACAAACUUGUCACCGCCAAUGAGCUGCAUGCGAAUGGGGCUUCGGAAGAGGGUCGAACGAAUUGUGAACAAGUACAGAUCGUGAAGGAUGAUGGCUCAAUGAAGGUGGAAGAUCAUCUUGCGCGACGAAAUGAUAGUUGCCCAAACAACACUGAGACUGUGAUAGCUUCAAGCGAGGCAAAGAAAACAAUGGUAUCGCCAAAGGAGCCCAACACGGUCCCACAGUCCGACGAUGGUAACGUUACACCAAAGGCCGAGAAACGAAAGCUAGAAUUGGAAACGCAAACGAAUGGUGACUACAACAUCGCAGAUACUCAGCGCACAGCCUCGGUGGUACAGCGGAUAGCAGCGCCCGAGAAUACUACGGCGGCUCCGAUGCCUCCGAUGCACCCGCAAGUGCAACCGCCAUUGCCCAUCACAUCGCCCCCCUUAGUCCCGCCGCCACCGCCCCCACAAGACCACCGUGAAGUGCAUACGCCAACGACAACACGGGAACAAAGUUCUCCCUCCUCUGCAGUUGAUGUGAGGAAAAGUAUUCAACCGACCGAUGCUAGCCAUCCGAGCAGUAGCAGCAGUAGUAGCCAUAGUUCUUCUAGCACUAGAUGUAAUAGUAGUAGUAGUAGCAGUAGCAAUAGAGAAGCCACUAGUGAUAGCACCAAAAGCGGCAAUACCUGUAUCACUGAUCGAAAUAUCGACGCCACUGUGCACGGCAAAAAACAAUCCAAUGAUUUAUUGAGCACGAUCAUGGCUAGCAUGGAAGGGUCGACGAACCGAAGUGCAACCAACUUUUAA
Anopheles marshallii is the source of this 4950-nucleotide messenger RNA. RefSeq lists its product as uncharacterized. The record is from RefSeq and is a predicted model, not a curated record. Gene Ontology annotation, cellular component: nucleus. The transcript has 7 exons. The coding region runs from base 46 to 4950 and encodes 1634 amino acids. Lineage: Eukaryota; Metazoa; Arthropoda; Insecta; Diptera; Culicidae.